ACUGUUUUGUCCGUCUGUCAUUGAGAUGGGAAGGCGACAGGACUUACUUGCACUCGCUCCCUUUGACUCAUCAGUGGGCAAUACCAAAAGCGGAUUGGAAGUCCAACUGAAGAGAGACACAGGCAGACACGCAAGAGAAGAAAAGCCGAGGAGGAGUAGUAAGCAAGAGAGAUUCGGGAAGCAGCUCAGCUCUGCAUCGCGCAUUCCUCACGAUGCAUCAAGAUUCCCUCCAGUAGCUUUCGGACACCCCCACCCGGCCCACUGCGAGAUACCUCGCUCCCAUGGAUUACGAAAGGAUCCGAAAGCCCCAGGGUAAUGCUGGUGGGGGGUUGUCUCCCAGGAAGUUGAGGAGUAUGCUGCGUGGAGUUGAGAAGAAGAGGAAAGAAGAGGAGUGCCUUGAUUCUUUGGGGUUCGACAUGAGAUCUGAGUUGAACAAUGCGGAUGAUGCAGAUUCGUGUGAAAUCUCUGCAGGUGGCGACAGUUCGGAGAAUUGCAAGGAUGUUGAUGUUGUAACAGUUCUUCCUGAAUAUUCGGCUUCAACAAUGUCCGAUUUAGAGAUGGUUGGGGACUGUCGACUGAAGGAAAACUCUUUAGUCCAUUCAAGAUUCAGAGAGCAAGAAGACCUUCCCAUGGAUUAUGACGGUGUGAGUGUCUCAUCGUCUGUUUUUGAGUUUCAGAAGGCAGAGAGGGCUCAACAAAGAUUGCCCGUUGCUCCAUUCUCGAAACCGGCACCAUCUAAAUGGGAUGAUGCCCAGAAAUGGAUUGCAAGUCCCACAUCAAACAGGACCACAGGUGGACAAGCUAAGUGGGGUACUCGAAAGGCAGGUCUUCUUAGCUACGGGAGUCGGCAAUCAUCAUUGAAGGUGGUUACGGAAGUUCCUGAUCAGAGAACAGGUGGUUUAGGAGAACCGGAUACAAAGAGGAUUGAUACAAGUCAAGCUAGCAAGGAAGGUGCAGGCUCCAAAUUUGUUAGUUGGCAGGUUGAUAUGCAUCCUAUUGCAGAUCUAUAUGGAAGGCCCAUCCUUAUGGUGGAAAAUUCGAUUGCGGAGUCAGCUGUAAGUCUCAGUCAACAUGAUUCUGUAUCUAUUCAGAGUGCCACUACUUAUGUUCCACCACCUUCAACAGCAAGGUCAGUGUCAAUGAGAGAUAUGGGUACAGAGAUGACUCCUAUUGCUAGCCAAGAACCUUCUAGAACAGGAACUCCAAUCAAAGCAACUACUCCUACACGUAGCCCAGAUUCUUCUCGGCCUUCAACCCCUGCCAGAACCAUGCCAACAUCAUCGCAAGCUAAUUCAUCUAAUAAUCAUGGAAAUGAUAUGUCUGAAAAAGAGCUGCAAAUGAAAACAAGGAGAGAGAUAGUGGCUUUAGGGACACAACUUGGGAAACUGAACAUUGCUGCCUGGGCUGGCAAGGAGGACGAGGGCAAAGAUAUAUUGACUUCACUAAAAACUGAAGCCGUGACGCCACCAGCUAAAAGUGCUGUAGAAACACGUGCUGUGGCAUGGGAAGAGGCUGAGAAAGCCAAGUACAUGGCCAGGUUUAAACGUGAAGAUAUGAAGAUUCAAGCAUGGGAGAAUCAUGAGCAAGCGAAAACAGAGGCUGAGAUGAGGAAAAUUGAGGUUGAUGUGGAAAGGAUACAGGGACAGGCUCACGACAGGCUUACAAGCAAACUAGCGGCUCUGAGGCACAAGGCUGAAGAGAAGAGAGCAGCCGCCGAAGCCAAGAGGAACCGUCAAGCUCUAAAAGCUGAGCAACAAGCAGAGUACAUUCGCAAUACUGGCCGCAUCCCUUCCUCUUUUAGCAUUUGCAGUUGGUGCUGUUGAAUGCCAAGAAUGUUCAACGUACUGAUGCUCACCUUGUCACAAUGACGCUGUUGCCGUCAGCGAUUAAGUGCACGAGAAUGUUUAUAUACGCCGAUUAGUUCAAAGAUCAAAGACCCUGACCCAUUUUUCCUGGUCAAUGGGAAAAUGGAUGUAAUUGUAAGUAGUCAAGGAAAAGGACCUUCUCGAAAAGGCAUUGUUAGAACUUUAUUUAUUUAUCUUGUUGUACAUUAAACUUUUUCCGUUGUCGUGUACGUGCUGAGAAAUUCCAUGGGGAAGUAAUGCUUAAUCUGCCUCUGUUUGAGCA
This is a messenger RNA of Syzygium oleosum, 2127 nucleotides long. RefSeq lists its product as uncharacterized. Bases 282 to 1823 code for a protein of 513 amino acids. Lineage: Eukaryota; Viridiplantae; Streptophyta; Magnoliopsida; Myrtales; Myrtaceae. The record is from RefSeq and is a predicted model, not a curated record. The transcript is spliced from 6 exons.